Pogoniulus pusillus (Red-fronted tinkerbird) is the source of this 5856-nucleotide messenger RNA. RefSeq names its product focadhesin (gene FOCAD). Bases 75 to 5486 code for a protein of 1803 amino acids. The record is from RefSeq and is a predicted model, not a curated record. Gene Ontology annotation, biological process: regulation of post-transcriptional gene silencing. NCBI's taxonomy places the organism in Eukaryota, Metazoa, Chordata, Aves, Piciformes, Lybiidae. The transcript is spliced from 44 exons.
UGGAGAAGAUCAGGCCGGCAGUUGCGUUCGUGUCACUCCGGAGAAAGGAAUAAGCAUCAUAUGACAGACCCAGGAUGUUGGAUGACAUCAAGAAGCGUCUUGAAUUUCCUAAUCCAGUUAUUCAGUCACAGGCAGUGAGUCAUCUGAUUGCUGCAGUACUGAAAGAAAGUGUUUCUUCAGGGAAGAUCAGACACGCAUCUGACGAGACUCCUGCUUUGGGCUUGCUCUGGGAGAACUGCUGCAGUGAGAAUGUUGCCUUGCGAACAGCCUGCUCUGAGGGACUGGUGGCACUUGUUGCAGAGAAACAUGCUAAGCUCGACUAUGUUCUUAAUGGGGCUCUCAACCGAAUUCCCUCAGCAAGGAAUGUGCAUGGUUUAAUUAAAAUUAUAUGGAAAUUACUAGAAAUUCAAGCUGUUCAACCAGGAAACGGUGAAGAUGAGGCUGUGUGGAAGCUGUAUGGAAUCAGGAUCACUCCUCAUCCAUUAAUCAAUGUCCUUGAAAACAGACCUGAAUCCUGGCCAGUUAUACUGCAGCAGAUAACAAGAUUUUUCCAUCAGUGUCCAGAGAGGACACAGAGCUCAUGUCUUGGCAUAAUGACUCCAUUCCUAAGAUACCUGUAUUGUGAACCAUCUCAGUUACGGGAGUAUGCUGAACUCCGAAUGGGUUUACUUAAGAUCUUACUUCAGCCUCGUGGUCCAGAGCACAAAGAAGCACCCUCUGUGGUGGAACGUCAGAUUCUUCAACUUCUGUGUGACUUUAUUCCACACCUUCAGGUUAAAGAUUUACCGCAAGUUACAGAAGCCUUGUUUUUUCUGCAAGAGUUAUUCCUUAGCCUUCUGCGCUAUCCUGAGUUUUGGAAAGUUCAGUUAUCCCAGUUUUGUCUGCAGCUGUUAUGCUUCUGUGAACUAUGUUUAAAUGUAAUGGGAGAAUGCUCAUCUUUGAUAUCCUUAGUAGAGGAGAACUUUGAGCUCCUAAAAGAGGUAUUUCCUGUGGAGCAAUACAUAAUUGGGCUAGCACUUCUACUGCUGCAAACACCAGAAAGUCAGCAAAAGUCUAUCUUAAGUCUAGCCUACAAGAUCCUUUCCUGUUCAGAAACCCAGAAUGUCUCAACCACAGCCCUUAUUUUGGUGAUGCCAGUGCUACAGAUCUUAUCUUCUACAGCAGUGGGGGACUGCCUGGCAGAGGAUGAUUCUGGAACCACCAGACACCAGCUGGCUGUAAAUCUUUUGGGAGUAUUGCAGGAGGAAGCCAUGAAGGAUAAAAAGGAGCUGGUGCCCUGCAAACUCCUUUUGCCCAUAACAAGCUUUUACAGCUCUUUGUGUACAACCUGGAAAAUCGUAGAGCUCAUGAAAGAGAAAUUUGCAGUUACUAACUGGUUAUCCUCAGUGAAAUCACUGCUACCUGGUACAACUCAAGUCCCUGCUCAUGUUUAUCUUUUGGUGGCUUAUCUGCUGAUCCAAGAAAAUGGAGACAAUCUUUGUGAUGUUCUCCAAGCUACUACAGAAAUAGCCAAGGCUGAUUGUUCACAGGUCCCAAAUUUGAUCCCUGUUCUGAUAUAUAAAUUGGGAAGAUCUUUGGAGCCCCGACUUUACAGAGAUGUAUUAUAUACAUUGCCUACACUGGGUGUACACAAGGUCUGUGUAGCUCAGAUUCUACGUGCCAUACACACGCUGGGGAGUGUGACAAAGCUUAGACCAAUUGCUUUGCGACUGAUGACAUCUUUAUGGGAAAGACAGGAUCGAAUUUACCCGGAAUUGCAGAAGUUCUUGGCGAUGUCUGAUCUGCCGUCUUUGUCUGGUGACAAAGAUGCUCAAUGGGAAAUGAUGAUUGCUAAAGCUGCUUGUAUUAGAGAUAUAUGCAGACAGAGGCCAUACCAGCAUGGAGCAGACAUGUUGGCUGCAAUUUCCCAGCUAUUAAAUGAAUAUACAAAACCUGAUCAAGCUUCUCCUGCUGCCAUAGCAUUACAGGGUCUUCAGGCACUUUGUGAAGCUGAGGUUGUUUGCAUCUGCUCUACAUGGAAUGCUUUGUCACCAAAGCUGAGUUGUGAUACGAGACCACUCAUUUUGAAAGCACUGAAUGAAUUGUUUGCCCUGGUUCCCUCAUUAACAGUGAAUACAAAAGAGUAUGAGAAAUUCAAAGCUCAGGCAGUCAGCUUCCUUUGGAACAACACACAAAACAAGGAUGCUAUUGUAGCCAUUUCAGCCUAUAAAUCCCUCUCAUCUUUUCCUGCCGAAGAACACACGAUUCUUCAUCUUCCUGAGCAGGCACGUCCAGAACCUGACUCACUGGAGGAAGCAGGCAUGAAUGAAGAUGAAGAGGAGAAGGAGGCAGAUGUUUUUGUUCCGGGUUCUUCAUAUAUCAAGCUGUUGUCUCUAACACCACCUUCUGUUCUAGAAGCAUUUGAAGAAUUUGCUGCCUCACUUGUGAAACAAGAGAUGACCAACAUGCCCCGUAGUGUCUAUCAUUCUGCCUUGAGAGGAGGGACCACACGCUCAGACCACGGGAAGACCGUGGCAAGCGUUCCAAACUUCUUACUGAAAAUGUAUGAGAGGAACAACCAACCAGGCAUGACACCAGGCCUUGCAGCUGGCAUGUUGUUGUGUUAUGACCUUCCAGUCCAUGUGGGCAAAGAUGGCAAGCCUAUUAAUCGAUUUCUGGCCAGCAGGGCACGCAGUUUCCAGCAAAUGCUGGUAGCCCUCAUUCAUGAGGUUAACAUUCAGCCUUCUGAGUGGCACCGCUCCAUACUGCUGCCACAGUCCUGGUUGGGAUUUAUGAGUCGAACCUACAGUGCAGUCCUUCAGGGGAGGCAGGCAGAGCUGGAGAUGCAGUUAAAGCACGGAAAAGAGGAUCCUGAAGAGGUGCAGUACAAACAGUUUACAGCCUGGCUCUGGGUCAGAGAUAUGUUGACUGAUGUCAUCAAAGGUGCUUCCAAAGACAGCCCAGUGGUGAAAGGAAAUGUGAUUUUUGCCUUAACUGGUCUUGCAGUUGCUGUAGCCAAAUAUGAAAGUAGCCUUUCCUCAGACACUGAAGGGAUGCCUGAGGCUGAACCUGAUUUUCUUCCCACAAAACACUGGAUUUCUAGAGUCACAGAAACCCUCUUUAGUAUUGUAAAUAGCCGAUAUCACCCUAAAGGGGAAGUCUUCCCGUGGUUCUACCAGAAAUCCUAUUCAGGUGAAAAUACUGCUAGUGUUAUAGCUCGUUCCUGUGCAGCCACCGCUUUGUCUCUCCUGGUGCCAGUUUUCAUUGUAUCAUGCAAAGAGAAGGUUGAGGAGGUCUUGAAUAUGCUGACUGAAAGGUUACCUGGGAAACCAAAUGCUGAUGAGUCCCAAGCUGUUCAAAUCCACAUGGGCCUUGGUUUGGGGAUGUUUAUCUCACGUUUGUAUGAAGAAAAAGUCAGUGAUGUGUCCGGUCAGCAGAUGAACUUAGCUUUAAUGAAAUCCCUGGAUGCACUGGAAAACUGCUGCUUUGACACCAGUCUGGAGUACAACACUGGAUGUAUUUUGGGAGUAGGACUUGUCCUUUCGCUUAUGAGUCACAGCAGCCAAACAGAAUCACGAGUGCACGUUUCUGCUUCAUUAAGGAAACUCUGCAAAUAUCUGGACAGCAGUGAGGACCAAAGCAGAUGGGUCCAGGAGGUACUUGCUUAUUCUGUGGCCUGUUCCUGUGUGUCUGCUUUCAGUGUUGGAAUCAUAGAAGCCGCUGAGGCUGAGGAGACCAUGAACAAACUACGGACCUUAGUGGAAAAUAAUCAGCAGACCCACAGUUUUGCUUUAGCUCUAGGUACAGUAGUCCAUGGCUUGUCAGCUUGUGGUCAUGGGAAAGCUGAAGACCUGAGUAACAGGUUAAUGCCAGCCUGGAUAAAAAUUGUCCUUGCAGAGGGUGCUCCAACAAUGCAGCGUCUGGCUGCUGUCAGUGGCCUGGUUGCGCUGGUGGGUUCAGAAAAAAGCAUGAUACAGCUGAAAUCUGAGAGCGUUCAGUCUUCCCAGUUUCAAAGUAAGGUCAAUGAAGUCAUCAGAACCCUUACGCAGAUAAUCAGUUUUUCAGGGCAGAUUGGCCUUCAGACAAAUGCAGCAGGACUUCUGGGACGUCUUCAUAUGUCCUGUUUGUCUUCUGCCCAUAAUAGAGCAUCCGUUCCUCCAGAUUUUAGUUACUUGCCUGAAAACAGCUUCAUCAGGGGAGCCAUUGACUUUAUCAUUGAAAGUGGAAAGAAAGGCCCUGAAUCUAUCUCACCUGAGCUGGUGAAAGUAGCACUUGCACCCAUUGCAUUAGUUGGAGAAAGCCAUCAGUAUCCACCUGUAAACUGGGCCUCCAUUCUUUCUCCUCUGAUGAGGCUAAACUUUGGUGAUGAGGUAAAGCAUCUCUGCCUUCAGCUGGCUGUGACACAGGCCCAGUCAUCUCAAAAUGCAGCAAUGCUUUUGGGAAUGUGGGUGGUACCUCCCCUUGUCUACAGUCUCAAUGUGAAAUCUCAGAAAUACUUGUCCACUUCCUUGCACCUGUGGAUGAAACAUGUUGCAGAAGACAAACUUCAGUCUUUUACAGAGGUGUUUUUGAUACAGCAAUUUGAAGUCAAAAACUGCACAGAAAAUCCAGAAAUUUGCCAAUGUGUUCUACAAGGACUUACACAAGCAAUGAAGCUUCCAAAUCCUGUGCAGUACUGCUGGACCUUUCUGUGCCAGGCUGUGGAGAAAAUAUUUGAGUUUCUGCCAAAUGAGGUUCAGAGAGACAAGCUGGAGAUGUAUGUUGAUGUAGUAAAAUGUAUCUCAGAAAUGGCCGAUUCAGAGAUUGAUCGCAUAGUCCAGAUCUCUAAGAGCAAUAUCGAGAAGGCCACUUUCACAGAAGUGUAUUUGAUUUCGCAAGGCAGACUGCCUCUGAUGAAAUUCAAUGCUGUGAUUGAUGCUGUUGCAGGGUAUCAUCAGAGGGACCAUAUUUUAUGGAUGCUCUUGCAUGGUUUAUAUCAUGCUCGUAUUGUGAGCCAUGAAAACACAGGAGUGCUGAAAAGAAUGAACUGGCUGCUAGACUUCAUGGGCUACACAAGAAAUUUGGCAUACAAGUCAACACCCUUACAAAACAUCAGUCUUAAAGAGUGCAUAGAUUUUCUUCUGUGGCUGUUUGCAGCUUGUGUGGUGGCCUGGGCUGACCACGGUGGACCAUUACUGCUUGGCCUCAGUACUGACUGGUCACUGUGGAAGCACCAAACAACAUUACUGGAGUUACCUGAGGAACACACUGGCAAGCACCUCACUGACAAGCUUGCUGUACAAGAGACUCUCACCCUCCUUCCAAGCAGCAUUUCCCUUUUGCUGGCUAAAGAGCCUUGGAAAGAACAAACACAGAAGUUUAUUGAUUGGCUGAUCAGUAUGUUGGGAAGUCCUAAGGAAGUGCUAUCAGAAUCUUCUGUGAGCCUGCUGCAAGUUACACUUCUGUCCUUGAGAUCUCUCGUGGAGUUCAAGAAGAAAGACGUGUGGACUCAAGCUUAUGGGUGGUAGCUGUAUGCCGUGUCUUACCUAGUGAAGAAAAUGUUCACACUUGAAAGGGUCAUAGUACUAAUCAAGCAUCAAGAAGACUAAUUUCAAAGAGGUUUCCUAUCAGAAGAUUUUGGACUUUUUUCCUUCUAAAGACUCAUAAGGUGAAAUACAAUGUGUUGUUUUUCACUGAUGGGGUUGUGUUCUGUAAUAAACUACCUAGCAUGGUUUGGACUGUGCUGAAUCUGAAUGAGAAAUAAACAUUUGAUUGUUCCAAUUGAGCUGUCAGUGACACCUGGAAGCCUCAACAGCUGGAGUGGAAUAUUCCUUUAACUCAUGGAAGCCUUGUAGGAAUGGAUUGAAAAAACCUCUAAUAAAAUCUAUUUAGAUGUAA